Molecule: messenger RNA, 1755 nt
Organism: Malus domestica (apple)
Lineage: Eukaryota; Viridiplantae; Streptophyta; Magnoliopsida; Rosales; Rosaceae
Product: palmitoyl-monogalactosyldiacylglycerol delta-7 desaturase, chloroplastic-like
Cellular component (GO): endoplasmic reticulum membrane
Molecular function (GO): oxidoreductase activity, acting on paired donors, with oxidation of a pair of donors resulting in the reduction of molecular oxygen to two molecules of water
Source: RefSeq, a predicted model, not a curated record
UUUCCCAUCCCACAAUCACUUGUCUCAUACAAGUGCAAUACAACGUCCUUAAGAAAAGAACGCAAUCCAUAAAAUUACAAGAAAAAUCCAUAGAAUUAGAAGCUGCGUGGGACGUCCUUAAUAUCAUGGGUCUUUUGAGGAUUUGGGUCACCCUUCUUAAGACUCCUUGUGCAAAUUUUUGGGGGAGGGAAUGGAAUCUGCUUGACAUUGCCACAGCUGGUAUCUUUCUGAGUGUGCAUGUCCUUUGCUUGUUUGCACCGUUUUACUUCACAUGGACGGCAUUUUGGUUGGCAAUUGUGCUAUUCUUCGUCACUGGUUUCGGAGUAACUCUUUCUUACCAUAGAAACCUUGCUCAUAGGAGCUUUAGGCUCCCAAAACUGCUCGAGUACUUGUUUGCCUAUUGUGGGGUUCUCUCAGUUCAGGGUAGCCCGACUGAGUGGGUGAGCACACACCGGUACCAUCACCAAUUUACCGAUACGGAGAAAGACGCUCACAGCCCACUUAAAGGAUUUUGGUUUAGUCACAUGGGUUGGAUUCUCGACAGCCGUUCUCGGUUUGGAAGAUACGGAGGUCUUCGGAAUGUUGAAGACAUAAAUAAGCAGCCAUUCUAUGUGUUUCUUCAUCAUACAGUCCUUGUACAUCCAUUUCUCCUGGGAUGUAUACUAUAUUACAUCGGUGGAUUUCCGUUCGUGGUUUGGCCAAUGGGCGUGAGGAUGGUCAAUUACCAUAGCACUUUCUUGUUGGAAGUUUGAGUAGAAAUUUCCUUGUCCCACAUUGGCCAUUCCCAAAAGAGUUUAUCACUUUAUAAGGCUUUGUCCUUUAAAGAAAGUAAUUGGAGUAAUAGGCCUGGAGACUAAAAUUGGGCUCACCCUUGGGGUUGGGCUUUGGGGUGUAUUAAUUAUUUGACUCAUCUUUUCAGAUGAAGUCUGAAGUGUGAAAACGCAGAAACAAAAACACCCAUUUCAGCAGAUGUCUCCCAACAGUUGCAUCCCUUCUUUAUACCUGUUGCGAACAGGUACAAUCACAUUAUAUAUACAUCCAUCUGCAUGGCAUUUACAAUAUAGAAAAAUCAUAAAUCUCCUCCUGCAAUCUUAAACAUCCUUACUGAGAGAACCACAUUAAUAUUCGCCAGAAGUCUAUUUUCCGGUGCUGGAAUUUCUGACUUAGAUCGUUGAAUCCUGGUGGAACAGACGUCCGUUGAACUACAAGCACAGAGUAGGGACGAAAUUUCUGUUUCAAGGACAUUGCGGCAUGGAACACCGGCGAUCUCUCAAAAAACCUUUGGUGGGUGGGGCUGGUUGCACUUGGUGAAGGAUGGCACAAUAACCACCAUGCUUUUGAAUACUCAGCUCGACAUGGCCUCGAAUGGUGGCAGAUUGACGUGACUUGGUACAUCAUAAAAUUUCUUGAGGCUCUAGGGUUGGCAACAGAUGUGAAAUUACCGUCGGCGGCUCAUAAGCGACGUUUGAAGGCUAAAUCCAUGGCCGCUCAAGAUUAGGCGGCUUGGCAUGCCAUGCCAUGAUAUAUCAUGGAGACCUUUGCUUGCGGGCUAGCUUAAACUUGUAUUUGCUUAUUUAGUUUACGAUAAGAUGUUAUUCUUCAUGCAUGGUCAUGGUAUGGACCUAGCUUCUUGUUGAAAAUGGUUUGUAUUCUUGUACUAAAUUAAUGCUCUACUUCAGAAGAUCCUCGGAUCUGUACUAAAGUGGUUUGAAUUAUAAGCAAGUUCGAAAUAAGAGGAAUUAUAGUUCAUGUCCA